GCCAGUCUGUGCUCUGUGCUCUUAUCAACCAUUACCUGAUACAGGCAGUUCCUUGGGCUAAGAUAGCGCUAUGUGUAAUAAGGCGUAGCACUAAUCGUGUCAAGUAUCGGUAGCACAUGGGGCCGCCGCCACUGAAUGGAUGCCUCGUUAGCAGCUACCUGCCCGCCAGGCGUUGCGCGCCGCCAAUCGCAGGUACUGCUUGAUCCCGGGCCCCAUCGUCAGCCCGAGCAGCGAGGUCCUGCUGCUACUAAGCCGAAGCCUCGCUCGUGGGGUUCACUUUUGUCGCGGCUACCCACCAUCUUUUCCCUUCCCCAAACCAAAAGUCAUGGAGUUUUGACAACUACAUGCCACAGACGACCGACCGUACAUACUGCAUCGCUACAUCGCCGCGUUACUGCAUUGCUGCAUUGCUGCAUCAUUGAAUCGCCUCUGCCGCCAUUACUCGUGCGGUGCUAUUUGCUGCAUCCCUACCUUAUUAUAUACCUGAUACUGCAGCCUCCUGCGCCGUGAUACAGGCGCAUACCAACCGACUGCGUUCGGCCUUUUGCCAAGUACCGACUGCUUUGCAUUGUCGUCCUUGCGCACUUGAACAGCUCUCCGUCGGUUGACUGCAUAUCAGUCUUC
Messenger RNA from Trichoderma harzianum CBS 226.95, 624 nucleotides. RefSeq lists its product as hypothetical. The coding region runs from base 136 to 510 and encodes 124 amino acids. The record is from RefSeq and is a predicted model, not a curated record. Lineage: Eukaryota; Fungi; Ascomycota; Sordariomycetes; Hypocreales; Hypocreaceae. The transcript has a single exon.